AUUUGUUCCACUCCAAUGUUUGCAGAAAGCCAGCUAACGUUUGCCGGGAAAAAUCAGCUAACAGCAACUUAGCUAACGUGAUCUCACUGAUGAAAAUGACAUGUAAUGAACUUCCGGAAGUUAGCUUUCACCCAUGUUUCACCUGAACGGUGCUUACUGCACCGUGUCGUCUCACACGUGGCUGCCGUGGUGUCUGGGUGCUUAUGGGUGGGGAGGACCAAAGGUUUAACACAGGCGUUGCAGGUACUUAAAUAAAGAACAGAAAAGCUCAGCUACAACAACAAAGAGGCCUGACUUCGUUCUCUGCUCAGGACGCCAUUACUCCACAUAUCUUUACAUAGAAAUGAAUUGUUUUGCUAUAUUGUUUAAAAUCUUGCUUAGAUAACCUUACAGAAAAACAUGGAGGAAAAAUGAGAAAGCUAUCUAAGUAUGCUACUGAAGAUUAAUUGUUUGUACACGUCUCUAAAUGUUGACAAAUGUAAGGGGCUCAAUAUUAUUAAAGUCAGUGGUGAGUAGGCUAAUUCAACAGAUGGGUGAGUUUUGUAGAGUCUGGCAACUUAAACCUGACUCUUCAUCUCACCAGUGCUGAUAGUCUCUAAACGCUACUAAUAGUCUUCAGUUUUUAUCAACAGGUUAUGUGUAUUUAUAUGGCCAGGCACCAUACAGUUUACAAGUGUGAUCUAAUUUGUUCCUUUUAUUCUGUCCUUUUGUUCAAGAAAUGGAAAGUGGAGAGAUCGGUGAAUGUAAAACAGGCUUCUCUCUCUCCAUGCCAGGGCCUUCAGUUAAGUCUGUUGCAGAUAGUUACUGUUGUGGAGACUGGAGGUGAGCCAGGACCCCUGUGGAAAUGUUAUUUUAACUUGAGUGGUUUCAUCCUGUGUCAUUUUUAUGUUUUCUUUGUGUUCAACGUUAUUUAUAAUUUGUUUUGUUGUGUUGUCCCACGUUGAGUUUAAUCUUAAUAUUGGCACAAAUGUGUGGAAUGUUUUCAUGACAGCAUCAAACCAACCAGUGUUUACCAAAUGACACGGAUCAUUACUUAUGCUAUGCUUCCUCAAGCAUGGUGUCCUGUUUGUGCAAAAUAGAAACUGCAGACUGUCUGCAGGGCCUUAUCUCCUCGCUGACAGGCGCUUCAGUGAGCGCAGCAGAGCGCAGCGCCUCUUGCGCCCCCCGCAGUCUCUCCCCGGUACAACAGCUGACUGUGAAAACAUCCUGCCUCUCUCCAAUCGCUGUUGAGCUGCUGCUGCGGCGGCGGCGGCGUGCCUCCGACACAACGGCGUCCCGUCUCUUGCGGGUGACUGACAGACUGCUCGGUGGGAACGUUAUGGAUGAACGGACCCUGAGCGAAGCAGCGCGCCGCUUUCCCCAAAUGGCGGAGUGAGCGAGGAUGCGACUCCCCAGUUCCAUCUUUGUGUCGGUGUCUCUGUUCACGGCCGAGACCACGGCAGCGCUUUACCUCAGCUCAACGUACCGCUCCGCCGGAGACCAGAUUUGGCAGGGGCUCACGCUCCUCUUCACGCUCGUACCGUCCGUGCUCGUGCAACUGACCCUCACCUUCAUCCACCGGGACCUGAGCAGGGACAGACCGCUCAUUCUGCUGCUGCAUAUCCUGCAGCUUGGACCCAUCGUCAGGUGUCUGGAGGCGUUCUGUAUCUAUGGCAGUGUGGGCCGAGUGGAGGAGCCUUAUGUCAGCAUCACCAGGAAGAAGCAGAUGCCCCGCGGGGGUCAGUCUGAGGAGGUGGAGCGGCAGGUGGGGCAGGCGGAGGGGAAACUGUUUACACACCGAGCAGCCUUCGCCCGCACCUCUGUCAUUCAGGCCUUCCUGGGAUCGGCCCCCCAGCUCACCCUGCAGCUCUACAUCUGCGUCCUUCAGCAGGGGAUGUCCAUCGGUAGAGGCACCCUGAUGGUGAUUUCCCUCCUUUCCAUUGUGUAUGGAGCACUGCGCUGCAACAUCCUGGCCAUUAAGAUCAAAUAUGACGACUAUGAAGUGGACGUCCGGCCCAUGGCUUAUCUGUGCAUUUUCCUGUGGAGGAGCUUUGAGAUUGCCACCCGUGUGGUGGUCCUGGUUCUGUUCAGCUCAGUGUUGCAGCUCUGGGUCCUGCCCGUGGUUCUGCUGAACUUCCUUGUUUUCUUCCUCUAUCCCUGGAUCCUGUUCUGGCAGAGCCACUCACCAUUCCCUGAGAAUAUAGAAAAAACUCUGACCCGAGUGGGGACCACCAUCGUGCUUUGCCUGCUCACCUUCCUCUACGCCGGCAUCAACAUGUUCUGCUGGUCAGCCGUGCAGGUGAAACUCAAUGACCCGGACCUCAUCAAUAAGUCCCAGAACUGGUAUCGCAUGGCCGUGUACUACAUGUUGCGCUUUGUGGAGAACGCCUCACUGCUUCUGCUGUGGUACAUCUAUAAAACUGACUUCUACAAUUUCAUCUGUGCGCCACUGCUGGUGCUACAGCUCCUGGUAGCCUACGCCAUCGCCAUCUUCUUCAUGCUGGUCUUCUACCAGUUCUGUCAUCCAUGUCGGAGGCUAUUCUCCUCCAGCAUGACCCAGGGCCUCUGGAACUGCUCCUCUCUUCUCUGCCUGAUGUGCAACUCUGCUUCUCCGCAGAACAGGCCAAUAGGAAAGGCCGUCCUGGAGCCGCCGAGCCCCACGGAGCCAGCGAAUGACAGAGCCCGUGACACAGCCAGUGACACCACGGACGACAUGCCUAAUGACACGAGUUACGACAUGCUCAACGACACAAUCUAUGACAUUCCUAAUGAAAUGGGCAAUAAUAUAGAAGGUGGAAUCAAUGGCGACGUUAGCCAGAGUGUAUCCUGCAAUGCUUAACGCAUCACAGUUGUUUGAUGUGCCAUUCAGAGGAGCGACUGUCACAGUUAUCACACCCUCUGUAACCUUUUAAGUGCCACAUGGAUCCCUCUGUGAGUUGAGUUUACAUAUUAAAAACCUGUGAUCUUCAUCUCACACAGUAUAUCUCAACUCUGUCGCCUGCUCCUCCCACAUGAAGCAAAUGUGUCCUUAACUCGAGAUCUGUCCCGGCUGCAAACAUGCACAGCGUUCACUCGUGUUAACCAGCGUGCAGAAACACAGCAGAGGUGGUGCUCACCCAUCUCACCAGCCAACACCCUAACCCAUGAUCCUGCAGCCUUUAAUACAAAUAAAAGCCCACGCCAUGGACACCGCCAUUGCUUUUCUCUUUUUUUUAGGUUUGGAGACUGUGUCCACUUAUAUGCUGCAUUACUGAUCACAAGGAGCCAUGCAUUUGAAUUGAUUGUAUUUAGUAUAUCUCUUUAGCAUGGAGGUGUGCAUGUGUGGAGCCUCUGAUGAGGUGUAACUAUAAUUCUCCGGGGGGGGGGGGGGGGUGAGUCUCUUUUGUACAGGUUUUUUUUUUUCUUUCUCUGGAGACUCCUGCUAGUUUUACGGCUGCAAGCAAUCAGCUUUUUUAUUCCUUGAUAAGAGCUUUAUCAUUAACGCCACGCUGCUUCUGUGAUGUAUUUGUGCUCCACACAUUGUUUAAGAGCCUGUUCGGUCACCAAACACGUUACUGUAAAGCACGCACAUCGGCAAGCGUAAUGUUUUUGCACGUUUACAAAAAGGAUUUAAGUGACUUCGAUUCAGCCGCUGAGCAGCAACAGCUGUUGUGAUGUAAAAUGCUUCUGUUUGGAUGUAUUUGUUUUUCUAAUUUAUGCUUGUAACGUCUUUCAGCUCUGCGUCUGUGUCUCAUCUGUUACAAUAUUUACACCGAGUGUACACACAUUGUUUGGAAUUGUAACCAGUAUAUUUGCUUUUUUUUUUUUCUCAAUCUUUUAAUGAAUAAUUCUGUGUGUGAGAGGGAAUGUCAGUGUUUGUUUUUGCACUAACUCCUUUUUGCAAUGUAUCUGCAGAGGGAUGACAACCUCGGGAAUCACAUGAAUGCUCCUAAGAUAUUUGUACAAAUAAGACAAGCAACCUUUGAAGCCAAAAAAUAUGAAAAACCUACGGUACACAUCAAACAUUCUCAUACAUAACAAGAUAAAAGGCAUUUAAAAGAUGAAAAAAAAAAUCAAAAUAAAUUUAUAUUUCUAUGUGAAAA
Messenger RNA from Seriola aureovittata, 4061 nucleotides. It is a transcript of the gene xk, whose product is annotated as X-linked Kx blood group (McLeod syndrome). NCBI's taxonomy places the organism in Eukaryota, Metazoa, Chordata, Actinopteri, Carangiformes, Carangidae. The coding region runs from base 1382 to 2818 and encodes 478 amino acids. The transcript has 3 exons. Gene Ontology annotation, cellular component: membrane. The record is from RefSeq and is a predicted model, not a curated record.